Molecule: messenger RNA, 2384 nt
Organism: Amoebophrya sp. A25
Lineage: Eukaryota; Dinophyceae; Syndiniales; Amoebophryaceae
Source: the annotation of a GenBank genome assembly
GUGUCUCUCGUCUCUUUCUGCUCCGGUGUGGUUUUGUGAUGCGUGGAGCGGGCAUGCCAAGCGCCAGCUGCACAAGUUGCAGCGGGGUGCUUUUGGUUUUUGUGUGGCAGUGGGUUUUUUUGUUGCCACUUGCCAGUGGCUUGGUCAGGAAGUUUCGUCUCGCAUAGUUCUGCUGCUGAUGACCCUCGUUGUGCUUGUGCGCGUGGCGACGGCAGUCGGGCACAGAGGCUGUUGCGCUUGGAGAGGCACCUCGCAGCCUCCACGGCCUCGUCGUGUGCGCUGCGUGAUCCGCAGGGCUCAGGCCCUCCCGUAGGGCUUGCAGAGUCGUGGAAGGCGCAAGAGGGUGAGGACAGAUGGAUGUAUCUGAACUUGUAUCACGGGCGCCGCGGGAGGAGUCAUGUUGUCGUCGAGAUGGGAGCCCUUGACGGCUUGAGGUUCUCUAACUCGUAUGCGUUUGAAUAUGAACUGGGCUGGCGGUCAGUUUUAAUCGAGGGGUCCGCAGGAAAUUUUGCCGCGCUGCAGAAAAACAGGCCUAAUGCGACUGCGAUUUUUGGCGCUGCAUGUGCAAAGGUGUCGACGAUAAAGAUCCCUGGGUCGGUAUGGGGAGAAGAAGCGGCCUCAGCCUCAAAAACUUGGAGUCGAUCUCUUAUUUCUUUGCUCCUGGGGUGUAGUGGGCGCGCUUUGCUGCGUGCUGCAGUGCUGUCACCAAGAACAAAGAGGCAGCCACCCAGGUGAAGCACACCGAGAGCCAGGCAAAGACCUAACCAAACGGAGAGAAAUUUGUGGCGACACUCAGCGAGGACAGGGGGGGCUGCCAGGUUUAGUCGUGGCUGGUUUGGGGCUCGGCUGUGCGGGGGGGCAACCACGGGAAAGAGGUCGACUGUUAGCCGCUUGAAUGGCGCAUGCGUGUGAGUGCUUCGCGCGUAUUCGUGACUCGCGGUUGGGGGUGUGGCAUCGGUGCCACAAAGUCGCUGGCCACACUUUUGCGUGCAUCGCUCACCGAUGAACUUACGCCCGCUGUGGGGCCAGUGAACCGAUCCGCCACCCAGGAACUUCAGGGCCAAGCGCGUGGGCCCAGCCUGGGGCUGAGGGCUGACGGGACAGGCCGACGCCGCUCGUCGACUCCGCGGCCACUCAGGCCGAGGUUGCCUGGCUUGCUUGCAUUGGUGAAGGGAGGUCGCGUGCCUUUCUUUCGGGCCCACCUCCUUCACUGACACUGUCUGACAACCACGGGCGCCCCAGGCGCGUCUAUGGCUCUUCACGAGAUCUUUCAGGGGCAGUUGGCGCGACCGCUGCAAGAGGCUGCCAGGCCUCCGGGCUAGUGCCACAGGGAGGCGCUGCAGACCUUCACGCACGCUCGCCGGCCAUGAUGGAUUUGGGCUGCCUGCGAUCUUUGUGGUGCUUGGUGUUGAUACGCUCAAAAGAAAAGGCAUGCUGACUGCAAACCGAUGCGGCUGAGGCGGCUUCGCGUGUCUGCUCAUCCGCAGGCCCGACAGCCAGCGCACACGACGGGCCUGCCAGCACGGGGGACACCCCCUGCAUGCCAAUGAGUAUGCUUUUAGGAAGGGCGGGCGUGGAUCGCGUGGAUUUUUUCUCUUUGGAUGUUGAGGGAGCGGAGCUUGCAGCGAUCGAGUCGCAUGACUACAUGAGAGUCCCGGUGAACGCGUAUUUGAUCGAGAUGCGGCCGAAUGCUGCUGAAGCAGAAAAGAACUCAAGAGUGAGGAAAGCCCUUGCUGACCGUGGAUUUUGUCGCUUGGCAGUGAAUGUCGGACACAAAAACGAGGUCUGGGUCAGUUCGAAAUGGGUGGAGCCUUAGUAGAGGACAGGCAGCGGCGUGUCGCUCAUGCUUUCCCACGUUGGAAGCCUUUCGGCGUCUGCGGCAGAGCUUUGCUCGCAGCUCUUCGCCCACCCCUUGCCGUGAACUGUUUGGCUGGGUGCAGCUUUCACGCUUCGGCGGUGAAAAGCGACCAUCGGUUCCCGAUCAAUACACAGCGACCGCGCGUUGUGCUCGUACGUGUUUUGGUCGAUUGCAUUACCAGUGCCCCCAGGCUUUCAAGAGCCAAAAAGCCUGCCCACGAAAGACAGCUGCGCACGCAGGUGAGCAACCUUGCCAGCUACUUGCUUGGUGGUGUACUUAUCUAGUGGCACUCUGAUAAAGAUCGUCGGGGAAAGGUGUCGCCUGUGAUUGGUCUUAAGGAUUUCCGAAGGCUUGUGCCUGCGGGGGGCGGGUAGCAGGAUCGAGAGAAAUGACCCCACGAACUUGCGGAGACGCUUUUCGCGUAGCUCCGUUCGGGCUGGAUUCGGGUGCCGUCUAGGUUCCAACUGAACUCUCGACAAGUGUAGCUGGGAGAGGCGACUGCGGUGCUGGGCUGGGUUCGAGCUGG